This is a messenger RNA of Rhododendron vialii, 1608 nucleotides long. RefSeq names its product 2-methyl-6-phytyl-1,4-hydroquinone methyltransferase, chloroplastic-like. Gene Ontology annotation, molecular function: 2-methyl-6-phytyl-1,4-benzoquinone methyltransferase activity. Lineage: Eukaryota; Viridiplantae; Streptophyta; Magnoliopsida; Ericales; Ericaceae. Bases 406 to 1428 code for a protein of 340 amino acids. The transcript is spliced from 3 exons. Gene Ontology annotation, biological process: methylation. The record is from RefSeq and is a predicted model, not a curated record.
CACAAAAUACCAAUACCAAUUCGUGUCUCAAACCACCAAUAACUUGUGGGCUUAGCUCACACCACCUCUCCCUCUCUCUCUCUCUCUCUCUCUCUCUCUCUCUCUCUCUCAAAUGGGUUUUUGCUGGGAAGUCUAGUAUUCUGAUUAGGUUUUUGCUGCACACAAAAUGCUUUGCCGGUUGCUCAGUAAUUGAAUCCUCCCUCUUCAUUGGUCUAUUCUCACACUCUCACUAUAACUUGUAAGCAGCCAUUUCUCCCCUUUCGCUUUCCCCCUAUCAAAUCUCACUUCACUCUCAACUUACAAUACCUGCUCACAACAACUGUUAAUGUAUAAAUUGGGUCAGUUCUUACACUUGAAAUCGCCGGAGCAAUCUCAGAUUUUCAUCACCCGAUCGAUAAUCUCAUCAUGGCCUCUUCAAUGCUCAUCGGAGCUGAUAAUCUCACACUCCUCAAAGGAGCGUCCCCAAAUCAGUUGCGCUUCAUUCGGCUCCAGUAUUCGCACAGAACCCAUUUCCCCCAAAUCAUCACACAAACUAGGGCUGCAACAAGAACCAAAACCCUAGUCCUCAAGUGCAGUAUCUCGGCCGCCAGACCAGUUUCUCAACCCAGGUUCAUCCAGCACAAGAAGGAGGCGUUUUGGUUUUACAGGUUCCUGUCCAUUGUUUACGACCACGUGAUAAACCCUGGCCACUGGACCGAGGACAUGAGAGACGACGCACUUAAGCCGGCUGAUUUGAGCGAUCGGGGCUUGGUGGUGGUGGACGUUGGUGGUGGAACGGGGUUUACUACGUUGGGUAUAGUGAAGCAUGUGGAUGCGAAAAAUGUGACGAUUUUGGAUCAGUCGCCGCACCAGCUGGCUAAGGCGAAGGAGAAGGAGCCGUUGACGGACUGCAGGAUUAUCGAGGGGGACGCCGAGGAUCUUCCGUUCGAUACUGAUUAUGCGGAUCGUUAUGUUUCUGCUGGGAGUAUAGAGUACUGGCCAGACCCACAACGUGGCAUCAGAGAAGCAUACAGGGUUUUGAAACUUGGAGGGAAGGCAUGCUUGAUUGGUCCUGUGUAUCCAACAUUUUGGCUCUCCCGGUUCUUCGCAGAUGUGUGGAUGCUCUUCCCAAAGGAGGAAGAGUACAUUGAGUGGUUUGAGAAAGCUGGAUUUAAGGAUGUUCAGCUGAAGAAGAUUGGCCCAAAAUGGUACCGUGGGGUUCGUCGCCACGGGCUGAUCAUGGGAUGUUCGGUCACUGGUGUAAAACCUGCAUCCGGUGAUUCUCCUUUGCAGCUUGGUCCGAAGGCUGAGGAUGUCUCGGAGCCUGUCAAUCCACUUGUCUUCCUGCUGCGUUUCCUUCUUGGUGCCACAGCAGGAAUGUACUAUGUAUUGGUUCCCAUUUACAUGUGGCUCAAGGAUCAAUUUGUUCCCAAAGGUCAACCAAUUUGAGAGAGUUUGCGGUUAACUUUCAGGGCUGCUUAUGACACUUCCUCUUUGCAUUAAUGUUUGCUGUUAUGAUACCCGGACAAUUUCUGCUGUUGUUUCCUAUGCUUUCUUUUUCACCAUCUUAUGUUCAUUUUGUCCUCUGCAAUAUAAAGGUCUCUGCCUCACCAGAACCCUUGCCUGACA